Messenger RNA from Dendrobium catenatum, 1026 nucleotides. RefSeq lists its product as uncharacterized. The transcript has a single exon. Lineage: Eukaryota; Viridiplantae; Streptophyta; Magnoliopsida; Asparagales; Orchidaceae. Bases 1 to 1026 code for a protein of 341 amino acids. The record is from RefSeq and is a predicted model, not a curated record.
AUGCAGAAACUUUGGCCGCUCAAGGGUUCCAUGUCCUUACUAUCCAUGGCAGAUGGCUUCUUCCUCUUAAAGUUCACUACUUCCGAAGAUUUAGAAGCUAUUUUAUCUGGUGGGCCUUGGUUUCUUCUUGGCAAACCUUUCAUUCUCCAGAGAUGGUCUCCGAAGUUCAAGCCGAAGCGUGAUGAGGCCAGCCCGAUUCCGAUCUGGAUCAAGAUUGUUGAUUUUCCGCUUGCCUUGUGGACGCCGACUGGUAUUUCCCGUAUCGCCAGUUAUAUUGGAGUUCCGAUCUCUGUUGACUCCCUUACGGCUAAUAGAACCAGGCUUACUUUUGCCCGGGUAUGUGUCUUAAUCACUAAAGACUCUAUUUUGCACGAAGAAAUCCCUAUUGAGAUUGAUGGUGAAGACUUGGUCCUCCCUGUUAUCUACGACUGGAAACCAGAGCGAUGUGAAGGUUGUGCUUCCCUGAUUCACCCUUUUUCCUUAUGCCCCAAAAAUCCAAAUCUGCAAACUAUUUUACCCCCACAGUCUAACAAACAUCGUGGUAGGAGUACCUCCAGGCAUCGGGUUUCUCAAACCCGUAGAUCUCCCUCUUCUAAACCUACUCAACCUCCUUCACAGGAUCCCCUUCCUGCUACCACCAUACUUAAACCCACCACAAAUCCCAUUCCUGAAUCUAAUUUGGCCUCCUCCCUCAUUGUCACCAAGAAUUUACCUCUUCCAAACCUUAACUCCCCCACUGAGGUGUCUUCCUCCUCAGAACAUCCUCCCUCUACCAGCCUCCCGAACCUUCCUAAAAUUCCUCUUGGCAACAAAUUUGCUUCUCUUCAGUUGGCUGAAGGAGAAUCUUCAAAUCCGGUUGAUAGCCAUUCUGGCAAUGAAUCUUCUUUCAUGCCUGAUAAUGAUGAAGAACCUCCUGACACUUCCUCUUUUGAUAAAAAGACUAAAGUUGAAAAAGGGAAAUCCCCUGCUAAGACCAAACCUCCUAAAGGGAAAUCGGCCAAGAAGGCCAAACCCACAAAAUAUUAA